AAGGGGCUCUCUGUGAUGCGCAAUGCCAGGAUCACCCGUCUGAACCAGUUCAACAAGAAGGAGACGUGCUUCUCCAAGGUGCCCAUCCCCCAGUGUCCAGAGGGUUACACCAAGACAGAGUCCGAGCCCCGCGAGCUGGAGUUCCACUGUGUUCCCACCGAGCUAGAGAGUACCAAGAGGCUCAUUAAGCUUCACAAGACCAAGCCCCUGGAAAAGAUGGCAUCCAAACGUACCGACCGCAUCGAAGAAAUUGAAGCCGAGCUGGAAUGCCAACAGUUGUAAUAGAACUGACGGAACUCUCUAAGGAUUUUUUACACUGCUUACAAGAUAGAACUGUCCAAGAGACAGAUUUUUUUUAAACCAAGAGACAGAUGAAUUUAACAAGAACGUGAUUUUCUUUGGUAUUUUGAUCAUGUUAUCGUAGAAUGACUAUAAAGAUGACUACGAACAUGGCUUUAUGUGUACAGCGUUCUAACUAAGACUGUAAUGUUAUAUCAGGUAUUGCAGCAAUAAACUAUGGCUCUCAGACGAAA
Molecule: messenger RNA, 533 nt
Organism: Branchiostoma floridae (Florida lancelet)
Lineage: Eukaryota; Metazoa; Chordata; Leptocardii; Amphioxiformes; Branchiostomatidae
Product: vitellogenin-like
Exons: 2
Coding region: 16-282 (88 amino acids)
Source: RefSeq, a predicted model, not a curated record